Messenger RNA from Pimephales promelas (fathead minnow), 1762 nucleotides. It is a transcript of the gene gtf3aa, whose product is annotated as general transcription factor IIIAa. The record is from RefSeq and is a predicted model, not a curated record. Lineage: Eukaryota; Metazoa; Chordata; Actinopteri; Cypriniformes; Leuciscidae. Gene Ontology annotation, cellular component: nucleus.
UUUGUUGUGACGUCAGCAGUUUCGUUGACGAUCAAAAUGAAGGCGCACACGUGUUAACUCAGAGCCGAAAAAUGACAAAGCAUGAAAAUAAUGUUUCAUCCAGCGCAAUAUUUAUUUGUUCCUUUCCUGACUGUCAAGCGUCAUACAACAAAGCAUGGAAGCUAGAAGCGCAUCUCUGCAAACAUACAGGGGAGAGGCCAUUUAAGUGCGAAUAUGACGAUUGCAGCAAAUCUUUCUGCACGAAAUAUCACCUUGCUCGUCACACGCUGACGCAUACCGGAGAAAGACCGUACAAAUGCACGGAGGACGGAUGCAAAGAAGGAUUCACCACAAACACCAACCUGAAGAAACAUAUUUCACGUAUUCACAGACAAGAGACAAAACAGUACAUAUGCACAUUUGAAGGAUGUGGCAAAGCAUUCAAGAAGAAUAACCAGCUGAAAACCCAUGAGUGUACACACACACAGCUGCUACCGUUCUUGUGCUCGUAUGAAGGCUGCGGGAGACGUUUCUCACAGCGUGGUAAACUGAAGCGCCAUGAGAAGGUACACAAAGGCUAUUCCUGCACGGCUGCGGGCUGCUCAUUUGUGGGAAAGAACUGGACCGAGAUGACAAACCACAACAAAGUUCAUAUAGUCCGGGUACAGUGUGAUCAGUGUAAGAAAACAUUCAGGGAUAGCUGGUUCCUGAAGCAGCAUCUACAUGUUCACUCUAAAGAGCGCCUGGUCUUCCACUGCCCCAGAGACGGAUGUUCCCGCUCAUACACCACUGCGUUCAACCUGCAGAGCCACAUACUCUCCUUCCAUGAAGAGCAGCGCUUCUUCACCUGCACUCACCCUGGCUGUGGCAAGUCCUUUUCCAUGAAGCAAAGUUUACAGCGCCACGGUGUGGUUCAUGACCCUGAAAAGAAACAGCUCAAGCCUCGUCCAAAACGUUCCCUGGCAUCCCGUUUGAGUGGUCACAAACCAAAAACAAAACGUCAAGCAAAAACUUCAAAUUCAGAUGAACCUUCAAUGCCACACAUUAGCCAGUCCGAGUCAACUACAAAUCCUCAAUUAAUAGGUCAGCUGCAAUCACUCAGCUCUCAAAGUUUGACAAUCCUAAAAGCAGACAACCCAGAAACCUGCUCCCAGAGUUUAAAAUCUGAGACCAUUAAAUCUGAGAGUGUUGUCAGCCAAUCAAAAAACAUUUAUUCUGAGUUCAACAACACUGCAAAACCAGUGGUCCACCUUUUAGAGCCCCUCUUACUGUAGAGUUCAGGUUAAUUCCCAGUGAACCCAAUAGUUUUAAUUUCACCCCACCGGCUUGCUCCAAUGUAAAUAUACUUUUGCAUUGAAAGUUGCAUAGAUGUUUACUGUUGCUUUAAGUCUUUUGGCUCCUCUGAGACCCCAACAUCUCCUGGUACCUCCACCACAAAAUCCGGUUUUAAAGUCUUCUUCAAAGUCUCUGCUUCCAUUUUCUGCAGUUCUUUAGCAGAGGCAAGCCGAAGGACGCACAUGGCACCACGACCCCCACGAACCACAGAGGGUUUUGAUACAAAGCCAAUAGGAAUUGAUAUCUUCUCCACCAUCUGAGUUAGGACUUUAUCCUGUUUAGAAAAAAAAAAAAUGAAGAAAAUCAUGAAAUCUAGCUACCAGUGAAUUAUACCCGUCCUCAUUUUCAAAGCAUUUUAGUGUUAUAGUAAAAGCAAAUGUAACUUAUGUUGCUGGUUCAUUUAAACGUAUACAUUCAUGUAUAAAUAAACUAAUUGUGUAAACUUGGA